Molecule: messenger RNA, 3219 nt
Organism: Leptosomus discolor (cuckoo roller)
Lineage: Eukaryota; Metazoa; Chordata; Aves; Leptosomiformes; Leptosomidae
Source: RefSeq, a predicted model, not a curated record
UUCUCAACGGUGUUUCUGGUACGUACCCAUGGUGGAAUACGUUGUGCACUGAAACGAAUGUAUGUUAAUAAUGUGCCGGAUCUCAACAUAUGCAAGAGAGAAAUUACAAUUAUGAAAGAGUUAUCUGGGCACAAGAAUAUUGUGAGCUAUUUAGAUUGCGCUGUUAACUCUAUAAGUGAUAAUGUUUGGGAGGUGCUCAUUCUCAUGGAGUACUGUCGAGCUGGGCAAGUUGUCAAUCAGAUGAAUCAGCGUCUGCAGACAGGCUUUACUGAGUCAGAAGUAAUGAGAAUAUUUUGUGAUACUUGCGAAGCCGUUGCCCGGUUGCAUCAGUGCAAAACACCUAUAGUUCACCGGGAUCUGAAGGUGGAGAAUAUAUUGUUAAACGAUAGUGGGAACUAUGUUCUCUGUGAUUUCGGCAGCGCCACUAACAAAUAUCUUAAUCCUCAAAAAGAUGGUGUUAAUGUGGUUGAAGAAGAGAUUAAAAAGUAUACAACACUAUCGUACAGAGCUCCCGAAAUGAUCAAUCUUUAUGGAGGAAAACCAAUUACUACCAAGGCAGAUAUCUGGGCACUUGGCUGCUUGCUGUAUAAAAUUUGUUUCUUUUCACUUCCUUUUGGAGAAAGUCAAGUUGCUAUUUGCGAUGGAAGCUUUACCAUUCCAGACAAUUCCCGAUACUCUCAUAGUAUACACUGUUUGAUAAGAUAUAUGCUUGAACCAGAUCAAGAGCAGAGACCUGAUAUCUUUCAAGUAUCUUUCUUUGCCUUUAAACUUGCCAAAAAGGAUAAUCCAGUGUCUAAUAUUAAUAAUUCUCCUGUCCCUUCAACUCUUCCUGAACCCGUGACAGCUAGUGAGGCAGCUGCUAGAAAAAGCCAAAUAAAAGCAAGAAUAACGGAUACUGUUGGACCAACAGAAACCUCAAUAGCACCGCGACAAAGACCAAAGGCCAAUUCAAGCACUGCCACUUCUAGUGUGCUGACAAUCCAGAGCUCAGCAACUCCAGUCAAAGUACAAGUUCCUGGUGAAUUUGGUAAUCGUGGGCAAAAAGGAACCAUGCGACCAGGGAAUGGACAAGAAAUCUUACAGUCCCAAGGGACCAACCAGCACCCACCACAGCAGAACCGAGUUCUCCAGCAGCUGCAGCAGGGCGACUGGAGACUACAGCAGCUACACCAUUUACAUCACCAGCAACAGCAGCAGCCUACGAUUCAGGAUGCUUACAUUCAGCAGUAUCAACAAGCAAUGCACCAGCAGAUGGUCCAACAGCAGCUGUUGAUGCAGUCUGUGUACCAGCAGCAACCUUCCCAAUCUCAGUAUCCUGCUAUGGUGCAGCAGUAUCAGCAGGCUCUCCUACAGCAGCAGAUGCUUGCUCAGCAGCAGCAGCGGUCACAACAGGUGCAGUCUCCUGAAUAUAUCACUUCUCCACAAGACUUCUCACCAGCCUUAAUCUCCUACCCUGGGUCACUUCCAGUGCAUGCUGGAACAGUCGUAGAUUCUCCCUGCCCUGCAAGCAGGUCAGGUAUUCGUGAUGCUGAAGCAAUUGCCAGUUACCCAAAGCAGAGCAUCAAUAACCCACCUGAUAUGUCAGGCUGGAACCCAUUUGGAGAGGACAAUUUUUCCAAGUUGACAGAGGAGGAGCUGCUGGACAGAGAAUUUGACCUGCUAAGAUCAAACAGGCUGGUGGACAGGAGAGCAUCUUCAGAUAAGAAUGUGGAGCCACAUUCUGCUCCACAGAAAAAUCCUCCUGAAGAUCCCUUUGGUUCUGUUCCUUUCAUUUCUCACCCAGGUUCCCCUGGAAAACGAGCGGAUAACUCAGCCAGCAAUCAAGGAAAUAAUUUAGGGACCCCAACCAAGGCUGGAAGACUGAGCCAUGCUUUUAGGGAUCCCCGGCCAGGGAGGAAGACUGCAGAGGGCCAAGUGACAAAAGGUGGAGAUGAGUCAGAGAGUGAUUUUGAAUCUGAUCCUCCGUCUCCCAAGAGCAGUGAGGAAGAAGAAGAGCAGGAAGAUGAAGAAGUCUUGCAAGGGGAGAAUGGAGACUUCAAUGAUGACAAUGAUACGGAACCAGAGAAUUUAGGCCACCGACCUCUCCUCAUGGACUCUGAGGAAGAGGUGGAGGAAGAGGAGGAAGAGAAGCAAAGUUCUGACUCCGAUUCUGAUCGUACCAAGCAAAAAUCCGUAGAAGGGCUCCUGAGCAGUAGAUUCAGAGAUGGUGUGGGCAGCGGUGAAAUCAAAGAACCUAGUUCAAUGCAUACAUCCUUCUCUGAGGUGCCAAGUACUGUAAUCAAGGUGAACCCUGGCCAAGAAGUUGAUGUGUUUGGGGCAGUGCCCUUUUUUACUCUACAGCCUCAGGCAAGUGAGAAGAUGGACAAAGAUGUCUCUUCACAGACGGCUUUUCCCAGCCUGAGCCAAGAGCAGGAUGACUUUGACGUUUUCACAAAAGCCCCCUUUAGCAAAAAGGUGUCUCAGCAAGAUGGCCAGGUAGCAGGAACUGAGUCUCUGCUCUCUCCCGCCUCUCCACGGAGCGUCGAUAUUUUUGGCUGCACCCCGUUUCAGCCUUCCCUUCUCCCCAAGACCGGUGGGAGUAAAGAGGACCUGUUUGGGCUGGUUCCUUUUGAAGAGAUCACAGGCAGUCAGCAGCAGCAGAAGGUGAAGCAGCAGCGUAACCUGCAGAAACUUUCUUCCCGCCAGAGGCGCAUGAAACAGGAGGUCUCGAAGAACAAUGGUAAGCGCCACCACGGCACCCCAACCACCACAAAGAAGGCAUUGAAACCGAGCUACCGCACCCCUGAGCGAGCCCGCAGGCACAAGAAAGCAGGCCGCAGGGACUCGCAGAGCAGCAACGAGUUCCUGACUAUCUCGGACUCCAAAGAGAACAUAAGCGUCGCGCUGACUGACAGCAAAGAUCGAAGCAACUCUCUGCAGACAGAUGACAGUCUGCUGGACCCAUUUGGAGCCAAACCCUUCCACCCGCCGGACUUGAUGCGGCAUCCCCAGCAUCAAGGGUUUGGUGACAGCCGCGGGGAUCACAGCACGGUGGUGGUGGCUGGUAGACCUAGGCAGAGCUCCUUGCACGGAGCCAUUCAUGGUGGUGACGGGCUGAAAACAGAUGACUUUGGUGCAGUACCCUUCACAGAACUGGUUGUUCAGAGCGCACAGGGCCAGCAGCAACAGGCGCUAGAGUUAGAUCCCUUUGGAGCAGCUCCGUUUCCUUCCAAACAGUAA